AGGGUAAGUAACAUUAUAUAAGGUAGCAUUGUUUAAAGUGGCUAGUGAUAUAUUUACAUCAUUUCCCAUCAAUUCCCAUUAUUAAAGUGGCUGGAGUUGAGUCAGUGUCAAUGUCAGUGUGUUGGCAGCAGCCACUCAAUGUUAGUGGUGGCUGUUUAACAGUCUGAUGGCCUUGAGAUAGAAGCUGUUUUUCAGUCUCUCGGUCCCAGCUUUGAUGCACCUGUACUGACCUCGCCUUCUGGAUGAUAGCGGGGUGAACAGGCAGUGGCUCGGGUGGUUGAUGUCCUUGAUGAUCUUUAUGGCCUUCCUGUAACAUCGGGUGGUGUAGGUGUCCUGGAGGGCAGGUAGUUUGCCCCCGGUGAUGCGUUGUGCAGACCUCACUACCCUCUGGAGAGCCUUACGGUUGAGGGCGGAGCAGUUGCCGUACCAGGCGGUGAUACAGCCCGCCAGGAUUCUCUCGAUUGUGCAUCUGUAGAAGUUUGAGUGCUUUUGGUGACAAGCCAAAUUUCUUCAGCCUCCUGAGGUUGAAGAGGCGCUGCUGCACCUUCUUCACGAUGCUGUCUGUGUGAGUGGACCAAUUCAGUUUGUCUGUGAUGUGUGUGCCGAGGAACUUAAAACUUGCUACCCUCUCCACUACUGUUCCAUCGAUGUGGAUAGGGGGGUGUUCCCUCUGCUGUUUCCUGAAGUCCACAAUCAUCUCCUUAGUUUUGUUGACGUUGAGUGUGAGGUUAUUUUCCUGACACCACACUCCGAGGGCCCUCAGCUCCUCCCUGUAGGCCGUCUCGUCGUUGUUGGUAAUCAAGCCUACCACUGUUGUGUCGUCCGUAAACUUGAUGAUUGAGUUGGAGGCGUGCGUGGCCACGCAGUCGUGGGUGAACAGGGAGUACAGGAGAGGGCUCAGAACGCACCCUUGUGGGGCACCCGUGUUGAGCUAACCGCAACCCCGGAUGAUUACUCCUGGCUCGCGUUUCCACCCACUUAGCUUGAAGCUAGCCCGGCCAGAGCUCCUGUGCUACCACCGAAGCAUACUCCUGGGCUACAAUAUCCGGACCCUCGACCGGUCUAUCGAUGUCACCGCAUGAAGAGGAAUAAACAGACUCACCCCAUCACGACGUCCUUGCUUGCUAAUUCGGCCUGCUACCUUGUUUAGCCCUGGCCUACUAACUGUUAGCUUGUUAGCACAGGCCUGCUAACCGUCAAUCGCCGCGUCCCAAACACUCACUGGACCCAUAUUUACUUUCCCUUUUCGAUUUUUAAUUUAUUUAUACCUUCCGGUAACCUGCCUCACCCAAUGUGAUACGGAAUCGCCAUUAUUUUUAAUUUUUAGAACACACACAAGAACCUCCAGAAGCUAACCAGCUAACAAGCUACAAGCUAUUUAGUCAUUGUUAGCCACUGCUAACUGUCUUUUAACCUGGAUAACACUCGCCAGUCCAGCUUCCCUGCCCCAUCCACCGCUGCCCCCCUGGACACUGAUCACUUGGCUACAUAGCUGAUGCGUGCUAGACUGUCCAUUAAUCACGGUACUCCAUUCUGCUUGUUUAUGUUUUAUCUGUCGGCCCCAGCCGCACUCAGGCUCUGUGUGGAGUUAAUCUGACCCCCCCCCCUGCCUAGCCUACGCCAUUUUACCUGCUGUUGUUGUCUCACCUACUGUUUUAGCUACUGUUUUAGCUAGCUCUCCCAAUUCAACACCUGUGAUUACUGUAUGUCUCUCUCAAAUGUCAAUAUGCCUUGUAUACUGUUGUUCAGGUUAGUUAUCAUUGUUUUAGUUUACAAUGGAGCCCCUAGAUCCACUCUUCAUACCCCUGAUACCUCCUUUGUCCCACCUCCCACACAUGCGGUGACCUCACCCAUUACAACCAGCAUGUCCAGAGAUACAACCUCUCUCAUCAUCACCCAGUGCCUGGGCUUACCUCCGCUGUACCCGCACCCCACCAUACCCCUGUCUGUGCAUUAUGCCCUGAAUAUAUUCUACCAUGCCCAGAAAUCUGCUCCUUUCAUUCUCUGUCCCCAACGCUCUUGGCGACCAGUUUUGAUAGCCUUUAGCCGCACCCUCAUACUACUCCUCCUCUGUUCCGUGGGUGAUGUGGAGGUAAACCCAGGCCCUGCAUGUCCCCAGGCACUCUCAUUUGUUGACUUCUGUGAUCGAAAAAGCCUUGGUUUCAUGCAUGUCAACAUCAGAAGCCUCCUCCCUAAGUUUGUUUUACUCACUGCUUUAGCACACUCUGCUAACCCUGAUGUCCUUGCCGUGUCUGAAUCCUGGCUCAGGAAGGCCACCAAAAAUUCUGAGAUUUCCAUACCCAACUAUAACAUCUUCCGUCAAGAAGGAACUGCCAAAGGGGGAGGAGUUAGCCUGAAAAGUAAUGUCAUACUUUCCAGGUCCAUACCCAAACAGUUCGAACUACUAAUCUUGAAAAUUACUCUCUCCAGAAAUAAGUCUCUCACUGUUGCCGCCUGCUACCGACCCCCCUCAGCACCCAGCUGUGCCCUGGACACCAUUUGUGAAUUGAUUGCCCCCCAUCUAGCUUCAGAGUUUGUUCUGUUAGGUGACCUAAACUGGGAUAUGCUUAACACCCCGGCAGUCCUACAAUCUAAGCUAGAUGCCCUCAAUCUCACACAAAUCAUCAAGUAACCCACCAGGUACAACCCUAAAUCUGUAAACAAGGGCACCCUCAUAGACGUCAUCCUGACCAACUGGCCCUCCAAAUACACCUCCGCUGUCUUCAACCAGGAUCUCAGCGAUCACUGCCUCAUUGCCUGAACCCGCUACGGAGCCGCAGUCAAACGACCACCCCUCAUCACUGUCAAACGCUACCUAAAACACUUCUGUGAGCAGGCCUUUCUAAUCGACCAGGCCCGGGUAUCCUGGAAGGACAUUGACCUCAUCCCGUCAGUUGAGGAUGCCUGGUCAUUCUUUAAAAGUAACUUCCUCACCAUUUUAGAUAAGCAUGCACCGUUCACAAAAUGCAGAACUAAGAACAGAUAUAGCCCUUGGUUCACUCCAGACCUGACUGCCCUCGACCAGCACAAAAACAUCCUGUGGCGGACUGCAAUAGCAUCGAACAGUCCCCGCGAUAUGCACCUGUUCAGGGAAGUCAGGAACCAAUACACGCAGUCAGUCAGGAAAGCUAAGGCCAGCUUCUUCAGGCAGAAGUUUGCAUCCUGUAGCUCCA
Messenger RNA from Oncorhynchus keta (chum salmon), 3173 nucleotides. RefSeq lists its product as uncharacterized. NCBI's taxonomy places the organism in Eukaryota, Metazoa, Chordata, Actinopteri, Salmoniformes, Salmonidae. The coding region runs from base 1706 to 2632 and encodes 308 amino acids. The transcript is spliced from 2 exons. The record is from RefSeq and is a predicted model, not a curated record.